Molecule: messenger RNA, 1779 nt
Organism: Dichotomopilus funicola
Lineage: Eukaryota; Fungi; Ascomycota; Sordariomycetes; Sordariales; Chaetomiaceae
Product: DNA glycosylase
Exons: 1
Coding region: 1-1779 (592 amino acids)
Biological process (GO): base-excision repair
Molecular function (GO): catalytic activity
Source: RefSeq, a predicted model, not a curated record
AUGCAGACACGAUCGGCAACAAGCGGACUCAAUAAUGCCACAGCCACCGGCAAUGUUGUGGCGCCCAUCCGACCGACACUCAAGAGGGAACCUCCCACAGCCGCCGGCGUGUUGAUUGAAGGGGGUGUCCAGAAGUCAAAGCGCAAACGCAAUGCGAAGCAAGCCGGGCCGCCUGUCAAAGGGGGUUGGGAGCUACCUCAUGGCAUGGGGGUCGGGAUAACUGGAACAAGCAACGCACAGGCUCAACAACUUGAACCUGCAUCUGUCUUGCCGCCAGACACCAAUACGUCAAAUACUCAGAUCCUACAUCAAGGUCAAGCUGCCGGUGCCCCACAACCUGUGAUUCAGUCACAGCACAACACUCCCGGACAAACCAGGCAGACUCGCCUGUCCCUUCGAAUCACCAAAGUAACUACCAAUUCCGAAACCAGCGCUAAGAAAGCAAACCCGUUGGUGAUCAAAGCAGAAGAACGUACCGACACCUUGGUCAACCUGGAUGAUCAUCGCCUGGCCAAACGCGUGCGAUUGUCUCGGGCGGCCAAACAACUAGCAACCAGUGCUCUGAGUCCACCCAACGAGAAGUUGGGUAUCACUAGUGUUGGUGUUGAAACUAGGGAUGUUCUCAAUAAAGAUACUCUGAAACUUGUGCUCAUCAAGGGUGUUGCGAUCAAGGACAACGCGGUUGUCAAAGUUGCGGGGAAUAUCGUUGUUGAUGCUAGUAAUCUCCUUGACCCUAACUAUCGGCAGAUGGUGAAGAGGGGAAAGGAAAACCCGUACGGACUGACGCCUGGGUUCACCCCAUACCCGUACCGACGGGUCCCUACGGCUGCGGCCUGCGAGGAAGUCCAUAAGAUUUUGACAGAUCUGCACGGGGAGGUGAAGCAGCCCGAAAAGAUGCCCGCAGCGUCUCUCACGGUCGCAGGCUGCGGUGAGGUCCCUUGCGUACUUGAUGCCCUGCUGAGGACCUUGAUCAGUGGGAACACCCAGAUGGCUCGUGCAAAUGCGGCCAUAAGGAGCUUGGUUGAACACUACGGGCUCCGAAAGGAAGGAACUGGCGCUGGAAGCAUCGCAUGGGAUAAGGUCCGCUCGUCUUCACACGAGGAGCUUGCACAGGUCAUCCGGGUCGCCGGUACCGGCCCCAAGAGAAGCCGCCAUAUCAAGCAAAUUCUCGACAUGGUUCAUGACGAAGGUGUAGAGAGAAGCAGAACGCCGCCCCCAGGUAUCGCCGCGGACCCGAGCAAGGAGGCGGAAGCUACCGGGACGACCGCUCAGAACUUCCUCUCUCUGGACCACAUGCACAGCAUGAGCAAAGAUGAGGCCCUCGCAAAGUUUGUAACCUACCCUGGUAUCGGCAUAAAGACGGCCGCUUGCGUCACUCUAUUCUGCUUGCAGAUGCCUAGCUUUGCCGUGGAUACACACGUCCACAAAUUCUGCCAGUGGCUCGGGUGGGUUCCUAAGAAAACGGAUCCCGACAACUGUUUCCGGCACGGCGAUUUCAUGGUCCCGGAUCAUCUGAAGUAUGGGCUUCACCAACUGUUCAUCCGUCACGGCCAGACAUGCUUCAAAUGCAGGAAAAUUACCAAGCCAGGAACCAAGGAUUGGAACGAGGCGCCCGACUGCCCGUUGGAGCAUCUGCUUGACCGGAGCAAAGACGACGCCGGUUCGACACGGAAACGGGAGGUAAAGACCAAGAAGACUAGGGCCGAAGCGGUUGGCUCUGAGAGUGGUGAGACUACUGACGAGGAGGAGGAGAUACAGGAUGAAGAGGAAGAAGUGUGA